AACCUCAAGAGCAACAUCUUCAUCAUUCAUCUCCAGAAGCAGCUGGAAGAGCUCAGUUGGACUCCUUGACCACACGCACCAAGAUGAACAAGUUGUGCAUUGUUCUCCUGCUGGUCCUCUGUUUCUUACCACAGGUUUUGGCACAAAACGAUACAGUGGCUAAAACUAUAACUGGGGUGCUGGGCGCCGCUUCAAAUUCCACCUCCCUGGCAGCAGGAACAAAUGUCACGGCGCUGGGUGCUGCUUCCAAUACCACUGCCCUGGCUCCAGGAAUGACGAACGCUACGGUUCUGGGCGCCGCUUCCAAUGCCACUGCAGGAGCUAACUUCACAGUGCUGGGUGCUGCUUCCAAUGCCACUUCCAACAACACUGCACUGGUUGCAGGAGCUGCAAAUGCCACAGUACUGGGCUCCGGUUCCAAUGCCACAGUACUGGGCUCCGGUUCCAAUGCCACCGCCUUGACUGCAGGAGCAAAUUUCACUGUGCUGGGUGCCACUUCCAACGCCACCUCCCUGGCAGAAGUGAAUGGCACAGAGCUGAGCACCGUUUCUACAAUCACUACCACUCUACCUGUCAGCACUACUCUUGCCACCCUCUGCACCACCUGCAGUGGUUUUGCUGCAGGGUUCAACACAUUAACUCUGUUAUUCCCUGUGGUUCUCACUGCUAUUUCCCUCAAUGGCUGAUCCAGUCAUGACCCAGUCCAGCUUGUACUACUCAUUCAGGUGGAAUGGAAAUGUCCUUAUACUUCGACCCCUGUUCUACUUUGAGUGGAGGUGAAGUUGUGUCCACUGGAGCACAUGAGGGAUGCUGUCUUGUUUGCACUUACCAUGGGGCACCAUGUUCUCAUACGUUUUUGUAAUCUCUACAUGGAUUAAAGUUAUUGGGGGAGGGGAGCAUGAAGCUGUUAAGGAAUUCUGUGUGUAGGGGGGUGUUUGACAACUUGUAUUUUAAAAAUAUGGAGUUGAGAUUCAGUCUGAAUGUUUUACCUGUUCUAAAAAUCAAUGUGUAUCAUGUGCAUUUUUUAAAGUUUAAAUUAAAGCAAAGUAUCUUAC
Molecule: messenger RNA, 1055 nt
Organism: Nematolebias whitei (Rio pearlfish)
Lineage: Eukaryota; Metazoa; Chordata; Actinopteri; Cyprinodontiformes; Rivulidae
Exons: 2
Coding region: 84-686 (200 amino acids)
Source: RefSeq, a predicted model, not a curated record